AUGGAACAGGCAUUAUUACCAAGAAAAGUAGUACGUCGUCGUUUUACUAUGUGUGCUAAACGUAUAGAAGAUUUUCUAGAGAAGAAUGAUAAAACAGGUAUGAGCGCGGAAAUAUUAAAUAUCACCAAAAUUUUCGACGAAUUAACAUUCCUCCAAAACAAAUUAAUGGAUUUGUGGUUGAACAUGGAGGAACGGGACGAAAAUUUUUUCGAUGAUGAUUUAGAACUGUCCGAGGCUUACACCAGUAAAUUCUAUUUGUUGAAACACAAAGUCAGCGAGAACUGCAGUCCUGCGGUAGCCCGCUCUUCGGCCUCUGAUACUGUAAUUAAAGCAGAUAGUGAGAGUGGAGAGACUUCCCAAAGGCAUCGUCGCCACUUUCGUCUUCCGAAGUUACAGCUUACUUUAUUGAACGAAGAGAUAAAAAGUUGGAUUCCAUUCUGGACACAGUUCAAGAAGAUUGACUGCGACAGCGACAUAGAUGAUGAAGAUAAAUUUCAAUAUCUCCUACAAAGUAUUGAGAAAGGUUGUAACGCCAGGGAGUUAGUGGAAAGUUUUCCACCCUCAGCAGAAAACUACCCAAAGGUAAUGCAACAGCUCAAACAAAGGUAUGGAAAAGAUGAACUUAUAAUAGAAUAUUACGUUAGAGAACUCUUAAAGUUAACAAUCGUCCAAAGGAACGAUAAUUCUAAGAUGGCCACUCGUAUCCUAUAUGAUAAACUAAUGACUCAGAUUCUUGCUUUAGAAUCUCUCGGCGUGACGCAAGAUAAGUAUGCCGCCUUUUUAUUUCCAAUGGUGGAAUCUGCACUGCCGGAAGACAUAUUACGCGCAUGGAACAGAUGUCAGGCGAACGUCGCGACUAACGAUAAAGAAAAGAGUCAGCUGACACAAUUGUUACAUUUUGUUCGUAAGGAAGUUGAAUCUGAAGAAAAAAUUAAUUUAUCACGAGGAGGUUUUUCUAGCGUGGAUCCAAAUCCUGUAAUUCCGUCAGCAAGUUUUUUAAGUACAGCUGUCAGAAACAAAGAGAAAAAUGUCGUGCAUACUAAAAAUGAAAUAAGAGAAUGUGUAUGGUGCGAUAAACCCACGCAUAAUAGUUCUGAAUGUAAAAGGCCUAUUAAAUGGGAUUUAGAAGAAAAGAAAGAUUUUCUGAAAAAGAAGAAUACAUGUUUGAUAUGUCUAAAAAUUGGACAUCAUGCAAAAAAAUGUAGAAAAUAUCCCAAAUGCAUUGUUUGUGAAAAAAGACAUUAUCCCAUUAUGUGUGCCGAAUUACCUAAGAUUUCAAAGAAGGCAGAAGAUCAAGUACUUAAACAGUCUAUAAAACCGAGUACAGUUUUAUUGCAAACUGUCAAACUAAAUUUAGUAUACAAAGAGAAAACCAUUACAGUGAGAGCCCUUUUGGAUUCAGGUGCUCAACGCUCUUUUAUAAGGUCAGAUGCAAUCGAGAAAUUGAAUAUUAAACCUACAGGUAAUGAACACUUAAGGCACAAUUUGUUCGGCGGAGUAGUGACUAAAUUAAAAAAUAGAUUAUUUAUAUUAAAUUGCAAAAGCCUCAAUAGUAAGUAUGAAAUUCAAAUAGAGGCACUUGAGCAGAGGAAAAUAUGCGAUAAUUUGCCAAAGAUAAAGUCAGGCUCACUUUUGUCACAACUACAGGAUAAAGGUAUUGACAUCACUGAUUGUAUUAAUGAAGUGACAGAGAUUUCUUUACUAAUUGGUUCUGAUGUUGUAGGUUCGUUGUACACUGGGCGAUCAGAACAUGUAAGUGACAAUUUGGUGGCGAUCGAGACAAAAUUUGGUUGGGUAAUUCAGGGACCUACUUCUGGUACGUAUUGUAAUUUUACUUCAAUACACGCUUGUUCAUUUGAUAUUGAUGACCUGUGGAAACUUGAAUCAAUAGGUAUAAAAGAUGAGGCGCAGGUUAAAAGUUCUCGGAAGCGUGAGGAAGAAGUUGAGAAUUUUUUUAGAGAAACUGUAAACAUAAAUGGUGAGAAUAGGUAUGAAAUUAGUUUACCAUGGAAGGAUACAGCAGACAUUUUAUCUUCUAACUUUAAUUUAGCAAUAAAACGUCUUCACUCAACUACUAAUAAGCUUACAAAAUUAGGCUUAUUGAACGCUUAUGAUGAGGUGUUCAACGAAUGGUUAAAUAGUAACAUAAUUGAGGAGGUUAUGGGUGAUAAUAUUCAAACCGGACAUUAUUUGCCUCAUCACGCUGUUGUUAAAGAAUCUAGCCUUACGACUAAAAUUCGCCCUGUGUUUGAUGCAUCUGCUACGACUAAAGAAGGUGUCAGUCUUAAUUCUUGUCUAGAAAAAGGAAGCAAUCUUAUAGAAUUAAUACCAAAAUUACUUAUUCAAUUUAGAAAAGGCAAGAUAGGUAUUAUCGCCGAUAUAAAAAAGGCCUUUUUACAAAUAUCUAUCCAUCCAAAUGAUCGCAAGUUUCUCAAAUUUUUAUGGUGGGACAACCCUAGCAGCUCAGAUAGAAAAUUAAAAGUUUUUAGACACCGUCGUGUAGUGUUUGGUGUUAAAACGAGUCCAUACCUUCUAUCAGCUACUAUUCUAUACCACCUCGAGAAAUAUGUAGGCGAUACUGCCAGUCAAUUGAGAAAGAGCUUUUAUGUUGAUAAUUGUGUAGUCAGUGUUAACAAUGAAGCUGAAAUGAAAAAAUUCAUGAAUGAAGCUUUGCACAUAAUGAACGAAGGUAAGUUUGAAUUAAGAUGUUGGGUGACUGGCCCUACUUUAGAUAAAAAUCAAGCAGAUACCUCUGUAUUAGGAGUUACUUGGGAUGCUCAAAAUGAUAAAUUCUAUUGUAAAGUUCCUUUUUUCAAACAAGUUACAGAUAAGCUUACAAAAAGGACAUUGUUAUCAAUGGCGCAAAGUAUUUUCGAUCCAAUCGGGUUUCUCUGUCCUACCACACUGAUACCGAAACUAUUAAUACAAAAGUGCUGGGAAAAGUCUAUGGACUGGGACAAAGAACUUACCUUAGAAUUGGGAAAAUCAGCAAGAGAAUGGCUUCAUCAUGUAAAUGCUAUUGAAAAAUGUCGUAUUCCAAGAAGAUUGAGUGUAUCAAAUUUAUCUGGUAGCAAUAACACCAUUCAUGUUUUUAGUGAUGCAAGCCAAUACGCUUAUUCUGGAUGCGUCUUUCUGCGAUCGGAACAUGAUAAUAUGGUAACAGUACAACUUGUUCUUGCUAAAAGUAGAGUUACUCCAUUGAAACCAGUUACAAUGCCGAGACUUGAAUUAAUUGCAGCUUUGUUAGCCACACGAUUGGCUACAGAAGCCAAAUUUUCAUUGCAGCUGAAUUGCAAAGAAUACUACUGGACUGAUUCUAGCAUUGUGUUAGCAUGGAUAAGACGGCAAUCAGGUCUAAAUGUUUUUGUUCACAAUAGAGUGAAAGAGAUUACAGAAAGAAGUAACAGAGAUGCUUGGCGUCAUGUACCUGGUGAACUUAACCCAGCUGAUCUUCCAUCAAGAGGAUGCAAUGCUCAAAAUUUAUUGAAAAGUCGAUGGUGGGAGGGUCCAGCUUGGCUUCAUAAUUCACAAUCAGCGUGGCCCAAUUCUGAUGUUGCUCCAGAUGAAAAUGAAGUCAACAAGGAAGUAAAGAAAAGCUGUUUAACUGUGCAAGAAGGUACCAAAUUUUCUGACAGACUUCUUCAUUUUGGGAAGUAUUCAAAAAUUGUUAGAACCGUUGCAUGGUGCUUGAGAUUUUCCAAGUUCUAUCGACAGUAUAGAAGUUAUAAAGAUAUUACUGCUGAAGAGUAUGAAAGAGCAGAAACUCGAUUGAUGUCAAUAAUACAAAAGGAGUCUUAUGAAAGUUUUGAUGAGAUAAAAUUAAGACUCAAAAUGGAUAUUUUUCAAGAUAGUCAAGAUGUUAUUCGUGUAAAAACUAGAUUGACACUAAGUGGUGACACUGAGAGUUUUAUAACUCCGAUAUUACUGCCUAGCACAAAUGUAAUAGUGAGGCGACUCGUUCGAUAUAAACAUGUUCAUAGUCUUCACGCUGGAACACAAACUCUUAUAAAUAACUUACGAGAAGAGUAUUGGAUAGUUGGUGUCAGAAGGUUAGCAAAAAAUGUUGUACGAGAUUGUAUUAUAUGUAAACGAUAUAAUGCUAAGGCUAGUACUGUACCUUUCGCUCCAUUACCUGCAGAACGUGUAACUUGUGGAGUACCAUUUGAAGUAACGGGUAUAGAUCUAGCAGGACCAGUAUAUCUCAAAUCUAAUCAGAAGUGCUGGAUAGUAGUCUUUACUUGUGCUACUUACAGAGCCUUACAUCUGGAAAUAUGCUCUUCACUUAGUACUGAAGAGUUCCUGUUGACGUUAAGACGUUUUAUUGCACGAAGAGGUAGGCCUAGGAUUAUAUACAGCGAUAACGCUACUAAUUUUCGAGGAGCGAAUAAUGUCUUAAAUUCAAUUAAUUGGGACGACGUUUCUUUCAAAACCUCAGUUCAAAAGAUAUCAUGGCACUUUAUUCCACCACAAGCGCCAUGGUGGGGUGGAUGGUGGGAGCGAAUGAUUCGUACUAUUAAAGAAAUUCUGAGAAGAGUUUUAGGUAAAGCUGCUCUAUUAGAAAAAGAAUUGAUGACUGUACUGUGCGAAACAGAAGCACUUAUUAAUUCACGUCCUUUAACUUACAUAGCAGACAGCACUGAAAAUUUUACAGCUCUUACUCCUGCAAUGUUUCUUAAGGUAGGCAGUACUUAUACAAGUGAUUUAGACCAAGCUUAUUCAUCUAAUCUUGCUACUCGUUAUCGUUAUAUUGAAAAAAUCAAUAGGGAUUUAAAACAAAGAUUUAGAUCAGAAUAUUUAUCGUUAUUAACGCAAAAGUAUGGCAAAAAUAAGAACAAUCUGAAACCUGGAGAUAUUGUACUUAUUGGUUCAGAUGAUUUAAAACGCGUAAAUUGGCCCUUGGGUCUCAUUUUACAGAUAUGUCCUGGUGUUGAUAACGUUGGUAGGGUAGCUCGUAUUAAAACGGCUAAAGGCGAACGUCUUCGACCUUUGCAACGUUUAUACCCUCUAGAGGUGUCACAAUUAGAGGAUAUUCAGUUUCCACGGCCAUCGGGAUCAAAUGAUAAAGUUAUUGAUUCUAAAGUUGAGGUUGAAAAUUGUCCAGCCAAGAUUACACGUUCUGGUCGUCCUGUGAAACUUCCUCAUCGACUUGACAUAUAA
Molecule: messenger RNA, 5157 nt
Organism: Galleria mellonella (greater wax moth)
Lineage: Eukaryota; Metazoa; Arthropoda; Insecta; Lepidoptera; Pyralidae
Exons: 1
Coding region: 1-5157 (1718 amino acids)
Biological process (GO): DNA integration; proteolysis
Molecular function (GO): aspartic-type endopeptidase activity; zinc ion binding; nucleic acid binding
Source: RefSeq, a predicted model, not a curated record